AUUUUAAACAAAUUAUAUCAUAUAUUUCAAAUAAUUUCAUAAUUUGAAAUGGAACCCACUUUGUCCACUCAUAUUUUAAUCUAAACUAACUUCUCCUUCUUAACCACCCCUUAUUUUCUGCCGGAACAUUUGAUCAAGAUACACUUCAUUUCUCACUUUUUUUCGAAUCUGAACAUUUUAAAUAAAAUUUCACAAUUUUUCAUUACAUUCACCAAUUUCUAAAUGAAUUUUAAUACUUUGUUAAAUUGGUAAUUCCAUCCAAUAAUUUUAAAAUAUUUUAAACCUGUAAAAUAGUAGUAAAAUUGGGUAAAAAGUAAAGAUAACAUUUAUCAAAUUUUUAAAAUAAUUUUAAAGUAAAAUAGUUGGUAAAAAAUGCUGAAUCGCCGUCCUAAAUUAGAAGAUCUGACUGACAUAUCCACAGAAUGCAUAGCUUUAGCAAAGCAGCAUCUGGAAGUGAUAAAGUCACUCACAGACGUAAAGUCAAUGUACAUUCACUGCUACCAGCUGAUGAAGCUGGGAGGCCUUGAGGCAGAGGUUCCUCGACUGGUGGUAUUCGGCCAGCAGUCGAUGGGUAAAACCACCCUCCUCGACUUCAUUAUGGGAGGACCAAUAGGCUACUCAAGUACUGAUACAGGCACCAAGCAGCCAGUAUCAAUCAUCAUGAAGCCACUCACAACACUAAACAGUAUUAAGCAGUCACUCCUAGAAGAAAAACAAGGAGGAAAGGAUAAAGGUGCCAAAUUGGGAUAUAAGGACUCAACCGAUGGAUCUAAUGACUCACUGAGCUCUGAAGCUAUGUUAAUGGAUGUAAAACUGGGUAAAACCGGUGAAGAAAUCCUGUUAAAUGAGGCAAACUCGAUAGUUUGCAGAUUUAAUGGACGUUUCAUGACAAUUCACGAGGUUCAAGACGCAAUGAGAGUCCAUAUGCAAUCGCUAGGUCAGACAAUAUUAUCCGACGAACUGGAAGUUGAAGUGUAUGUGCCAAAUGCACUCUACGCCAUCUUCGUUGAUCUCCCAGGUAUUAAAGAUGACUCGAAAGUAGGAGCUGAACUGACCAGAAACGUUGUGAGGAACUAUGUCUCAAAUAACCCAAAUGACCUUUACAUUCUAGUGAAAAAGGCCAGUGAUGAUCCUAGUAACUGGCCAUGGUCGUUGAAGGAGUUUAUAACAUCAUCUGCACCAGCAGGACUGGGCCUAACUCCACAACAGACAAUGGUCGUAGGUACCAGAGCAAAGGAAUUCUUGAUUAACGAGAAAACAGAUAUCAAAACCCACGAAGAACUGGUUGAAAGAGUAUAUAAAAGAGGAGUAAUUGAUUCUAAAGGCCAAAUGCUCCCCUUGCACCUCCUUGAAUUGUUCUCCCUAUCAAUCCAGGCAAAAGAGAGUGGCGAUUUCCUUAGCAACAGAGAUGAGAUGAAGGCACAAAUUUCAUCAUCCCAACGCCAAAUAUACGACCUUCUGAUAAACUCUUUCAAUGGAGCAUCACUUAAUACUGAAGAGGCAAACCGUCUACGCGAUGAGCUCUUUAACAUUUUCAGCAUUGACUCUUUCUUGAAAACACUAAAUUACAAGUUCCAGCACCUAAUGAACAACCAACUUAAUAACCUGGAACGCAGACUAGUGAGAAAGAAGAUAGAGUUAGAGAGACAAAUCGCAGUCAUGGAAGGGAAACUGAACAGGUUUUCACCCCAAACACUCAGAGAAAGCAUUAAACAGUUUAUACGCCAGUUGAUAGAAGUGGUGCACAACAUGAUAACAGGUAACUACACAAUAAUGAAGUUGCCAAUACCUGCUGAACAGUUCCUUAAAAACUACGGAGGUAAUUUGCAAGAUAACCUGCAAGACGGACAUGAAUUGGCCUUGAACUUGUUCCCAAUGCCUGAGAUGUAUGACCCUGAGUUCUACGCCAAGAUAACCAAGCGCACAGAAAUACUGUACAAAAAGAAGUUGACAAUGAUGGACUCCAUUAAACCGGGUCGUUACGUACGUUACUUCACCUCUAAAAUCAAUUCACACAUGUUUGGCCUCAUAGAGCCACCAUCACGAACUAACCUCAGCACCUCAACUACUAGCAAUAGUGACAUAACAUUUGACCUCCUCAACAAAGAAUACUCGUCAGAUGAAUCAAUUAACGUUGAGUUUAUCCAAAUAAACAACGGAGUCGAAACAAGUUUGCACAAGAAUAUUGACCGUAACAAGCUUGUGCUUCUAACACCACUACCAAGUGUAUCCUUGGAAAGGUUGCAAGUCCCACUGUAUGCCUGGCAUAAGACCCAAGCAUCAACAGGUUGGGUUCUGGUGAGACCAAUAGUGAUUGAUAGACUUCCGCCAGAAAUACUCAUCCAGAAGUCAAAUUACCGCGAAGUUGAUAUCGCCAAUAAACAGAUCUCAUUCAGAUACCUGGACGAUUCAGGUGCACCCACCGGCCCCUCAGGAUACCCAUCCGACAAUCUUAACUCGUACGGCGAUAGUGUGAACACUGGUACGGCACAACACUCCAACUCAGUUGAAUAUAACAUGGAAACCAGUGCUAUGGACAAGAAGGACGAGAAGAAGUACAAGACCAAACUUGAUAAAAUGGACCGCAUGGAUAAGUUUGACAAGAUUGACCGUGGCUCCUCAGAUAAGUCUGACAAGUCCACUGAAAAGUUGGACAAAUCAGUUGAUAAGCCAGACAGAACGACCAAUGACCGUUACUUGUACUUUACAAACUGCAGUGAAAUAUACCUCGAGGACAGAACUUCAAUGCCCUAUUACAAUAGCGCGCUGGAGAUGGUCAGUGGAGAACAUGCAGAUAGUAAUUUGCUGAACCAGCUGGCCUUCACUAACAUCAGUCACUGGCUCAAGUUCCACAUUAAGCACAUGGAGCCAGAACAUGUAUAUACCAGUGGAGUUUUGUACCAAAUGUUGAGAAGUAUUCAUCACGUUGUGGAUAGGGCUGACUGGGAACCACUGGUUGCCGAUUUAGUCCAGAGUAACGUAAGAGGCACCUUACUUCACGCUUCAAGACUCAGUGCUUGUGCUUGUGCAGCAGCACUGAGACGUGUUCUCAGAGCCUCACUAGAAGAAGUGUUCCGCUGCAUCAGAAUUAACGACCUCGACCACUCGUUGUUGGGCCUGUCGGAAAGUCUUCACUUCCAAGAACAAAUUGACCAAUUGUCAGAGGAGUUCUGCAGACAGAAGGCGCUUGAGUGCAGCAAUGACAUGAAAAACUUGAUCCUUGAACAGACCUAUUCAAUCCAGUUCGACGUGGCAGUUGACAUCUUUGACAGCUGCAACGAGUUUGAGAAGUACUUCAUCAACACGAACAAGUACAGAGGCCACAUGCAGGAGUUUUUGAAUAACGUUAAGGAGAACAUGGCCAUUAGGAAGAGGAGACUGGCAAUGAACGAUUUAUUUGAAAAGGGAGACACCAAGAACUCCAUCGAGUUGAUUUAUGAGGAGGUCAAGGUCCAGUUCUGGGCCACCAAGAUGCUCCUCUCAUCUCCACUUACCUCCAAGCUUUACUCCCACUUUAUCAAAAACGUUCUUGAGCGUAAACAGGUGAUAAAUGAGGACCCUGCAAUUAAACUCGAGGCCGAGUUUGAGGAGUUUCUGCAGAGCAAUAUCUUGUACGAGCUGGUCGACGGUAACUUGGUGCCCAAGAAUAACGCAAAGUUGUCCAACGACUAUGACUUGAAUGUCAAGUUCGACAGGUUUGUCGAAAAGUACAACAAAACCAAGAGAAUUUUGGAAUACGUAACAUACGCCCUUGAGGGAAUUACCAAAUUCAAACAUCAUGCACACAAUGAAGAGGUUGUUAACUUCCUAUCACACCUCACCCUGUAAUAUAUUAUACUAUA
Molecule: messenger RNA, 3842 nt
Organism: Theileria parva strain Muguga
Lineage: Eukaryota; Apicomplexa; Aconoidasida; Piroplasmida; Theileriidae
Product: Dynamin family protein
Exons: 2
Coding region: 373-3828 (1151 amino acids)
Source: RefSeq, a predicted model, not a curated record